Molecule: messenger RNA, 3237 nt
Organism: Photinus pyralis (common eastern firefly)
Lineage: Eukaryota; Metazoa; Arthropoda; Insecta; Coleoptera; Lampyridae
Product: RNA cytidine acetyltransferase
Exons: 12
Coding region: 61-3021 (986 amino acids)
Biological process (GO): rRNA acetylation involved in maturation of SSU-rRNA
Cellular component (GO): 90S preribosome; nucleolus
Molecular function (GO): ATP binding; 18S rRNA cytidine N-acetyltransferase activity; tRNA binding
Source: RefSeq, a predicted model, not a curated record
UUUAGAUUGCCAUAACCUCACAUUUCCACUCGUUCUUUUUAAAUUUCAAAUACAAUUACGAUGGUGCGAAAAAAGAUUGAUAAUCGUAUUCGUGUCCUGAUUGAAAAUGGCGUUAAAUUGGGUCACAGAACCCUAUUUGUUGUCGUUGGAGAUAAAGGCAGAGAUCAGGUGGUUAUACUUCAUCACAUGCUGUCCAAAGCGGAAGUGAAAGCAAGACCUACGGUCUUGUGGUGUUACAAAAAAGAGCUCGGUUUCAGUAGCCACCGUAAGAAGAGAAUGAAACAUCUACAGCAGAAGAUCCAAGCGGGAAAGUUGAACGUGAACGAAGAUGACCCGUUUGAUUUGUUUGUGUCGUCUACCAAAAUCCGAUAUUGUUAUUAUUCAGAGACUCAUAAGAUUUUGGGGAAUACUUAUGGAAUGUGUGUUUUACAAGACUUUGAGGCAUUAACACCCAACUUGCUAGCACGUACAAUUGAAACAGUUGAAGGGGGAGGAUUAAUAGUUAUUUUAUUACGGACGCUGUCUUCCUUGAAGCAAUUGUAUACUCUUAGCAUGGAUGUACACCAACGAUUUCGAACAGAAGCUCAUCAGGAUGUCGUUUGUAGAUUUAACGAAAGAUUUUUGUUGUCUUUAACGUCUUGCAAACGGAGCUUAGUUGUUGACGACCAAUUGACCGUACUACCAUUGUCAUCUCACAAUCUACAUGUAAAUCCAGUUGACAAACCCGAAGAGCUAACCGAAAAUGAAGUAGAAUUAUCUAACUUAAAAACGAAUUUACGUGACACUCCUCCGGUGGGUGUUUUGGUUAACUGUUGCAAAACACUUGAUCAAGCGAAGUCGUUAUUAAAAUUCAUCGAGGCAAUAUCGGAAAAGACACUCCGAUCGACAGUUUCGUUAACAGCCGCUCGUGGCCGUGGAAAGUCGGCGGCUUUGGGAUUAUCCGUUGCUGCCGCUGUUGCCUUUGGUUAUUCGAAUAUUUUCGUUACCAGUCCUAGCCCCGAGAAUCUCAAUACCUUCUUUGAAUUUAUCUUUAAAGGGUUUGACGCUUUGGAGUAUCAAGAACACUUAGACUACAGUCUGGUGCAAUCGACCAAUCCGGAAUUUAAUAAGGCAAUUGUUCGUGUUAAUAUCUUUAGGGAUCAUCGACAGACUGUGCAGUAUAUUCAUCCGACCGACAGUCAUCGUCUUUCUCAAGCUGAACUUCUUGUAAUUGACGAAGCUGCUGCUAUUCCAUUGCCUUAUGUGAAAGCAAUGUUGGGUCCCUAUCUGGUUUUCCUAGCAUCAACCAUUAAUGGUUAUGAGGGCACGGGGCGUUCCUUAUCGUUAAAAUUACUGCAGCAAUUGAGGAUCCAAGCAGUACCUGUGGGAGCAAAUACAAAUAUGGCCAAUAAAAAGAGUAAUGCAGCUGCAACGGGACGUACGUUACACGAGAUAACUUUAGAAGAAUCAAUUCGUUACAAACCAGGAGAUAGUGUGGAAGCAUGGUUAACAAAGUUACUUUGCUUAGACGCGACAUCAGUGGCUCCAAUUCUUUCCGGAUGCCCCCCACCGGAUAGUUGUGAUUUAUAUUACAUCAAUCGAGACACUCUAUUUUGUUAUCACAAGGCGUCGGAGGAAUUUCUGCAGCGACUAGUUGCCUUGUAUGUUGCCUCACAUUAUAAGAACUCUCCAAACGAUUUGCAAAUGAUGUCUGACGCUCCCGCUCAUCAUCUAUUCUGUCUACUUGGACCAGUAAAUCCGAAUAGAACCAGUUUGCCCGAAGUAUUAGCGGUAGUACAGGUUUGUUUAGAAGGGCAGAUAUCUAAGGAUUCCGUGGUCGAUGGAUUUUCUAGAGGAAAAAGAGCAGCCGGAGAUUUGAUACCUUGGACAAUCGGACAGCAGUAUCAAGAUCCGGACUUUCCUAAGCUGUCGGGUGCACGCGUUGUGCGCAUUGCUACGCAUCCAGAUUUUCAAGGGAUGGGUUACGGCUCAAGAGCACUCAACUUGUUAAAACAGUACUACGAGUUUCAAUUUCCCAAUCUGGAAGACACUGAAGAAGAGGCGGUUGAUGAUAUCGGAAAUGUUGCGGAGGAACAGAUUAACUUGUUAACUGAAAGCAUUGAACCGAAAAAAUCUUUACCGCCGCUUCUGUUAAAGCUAAGCGAACGUACACCCGAAAAGCUCGAUUAUUUGGGCGUUUCGUUCGGCUUAACAGAGCCACUUUUGAAGUUUUGGAAAAGGGGCGACUUCGUUCCUGUCUACAUGCGACAAACCACCAAUGAUUUGACAGGGGAGCAUUCAUGUAUUAUGUUGAAUGCUCUUAAGGUCGAUGAGGAUUUUAACGAUAGCUGGUUGAAUGCGUAUUGGACUGAUUUUCGGCGCAGAUUCUCAUCGCUUUUAUCGUAUCAGUUUAGUGCAUUUACUCCUGCGGUAGCUUUGGGCGUUUUGAACAAUAAGGCCAUGAAGACUACUUCUACAUUUCUUUCGAAACCAGAACUCGACGCGCAUUUGACUAAUUAUGACAUUAAACGACUAGAAAUGUACAGCAAUAAUUUGGUAGAUUAUCACCUAAUCGUUGACUUAAUGCCCGCUCUCGCCAGACUAUAUUUCCUCAAUAAGAUGGGUGACACGCAAAUCUCAGCUGUGCAGUCGGCCAUACUGCUAGGUGUAGGACUACAACACAAAACCGUCGAUACUUUGGCGACAGAAUUGGAUCUACCCGCCACACAAUUACUUGCGUUAUUUAAUCGUCUGAUCAGAAAGUUUGUGUCUUAUCUUAAUUCGAUUUUGGAGGAGGACGUCGAAAAGUCUCUCAUUCCUAGAAAGGAGGUUAAUUUGGCGCCAGUAGCGACGAGCAUGCAACAGGAAUUAGAGGAAGCUGCAAAAGAGCUGCAAGCGAAACAAAAGAAAGAACUGGAAAAAUUAAAGAGGGAGAAUUUGGAACAGUUCGCGAUUAAAGGAUCUGAAGACGAGUGGAAGAAGGCGUUAUCAAGUAAAGGUGGCAAACAGUUAAUUACUGUUAAAAGUGACUCUACUGAAUAGUCUUUAAGGAUGUACGUAAACUAAGUAAAGCGGGGAAAAACGAAUGCACGAAAGUACUAAUGGUAACCAGGAGAUUGAUACACCUUUAAAGAAGAAGAAGAAACCUAAGAAAAAUAAAAUGAAAUUUUAAAUUUGUUUUUUAAAUAAGAACAAAUUGAACGAUUUUGUUUCUGAACUUAAAGUUUGACUACUGCAAUAAAGGAACCCUUGUUAUUA